Messenger RNA from Owenia fusiformis, 1903 nucleotides. NCBI's taxonomy places the organism in Eukaryota, Metazoa, Annelida, Polychaeta, Sabellida, Oweniidae. The record is from the annotation of a GenBank genome assembly.
AUGGCCACUGGGAUAUUUCGAUUGGCGCUGAUAAUAAUCGCUGUUCUGCAAGUGGUGAACGCAGAUGAUGGUAAAAGACUUUGCACUAUCAGUGAAACGUAUAUCUGCGAAUGUGAACCCGCUGCAGGUAAUGGAAAUAUGACAUGGAUCGUAAACUGUGCCGAUCAGAAGAUCGAAGGAGCGGUCAAACCGAUUAAUCCGUACCCGUUCGAUGUGUCAAUCUUGAAGCUGGACAAUAACAAUCUGAAAACAGUUCCAGCUAAUACAUUCGAUGGUUUGCCGAUGCUAUGGUCAUUGAGACUCAAUGAAAAUCAAAUUGAAACGAUAGCGGAUGAUGCAUUCGUCGGGCUUGAAGAUCUUUUGCGCUACCUCAAUAUCGGGCACAACAAACUUACAGAAUUCCCCCGGGCGAUUUCUAAACUGUACGGCCUGACGCAUCUUCAUCUUCGUGAUAAUAAGAUAACAUUCAUACCCGAUGGUGCUCUGGACAAACUAAUUCACCUAGAAAAAGUUUAUUUCAGCGAUAAUCUGCUCACAUCAUUGAUUAUCCCUAGCACUCUGACAGAGUUAAAUUUUUUCGACGCAACCGAUAACUUGAUUGAAGAUGUUACCAUUGACUCUGGUCUACAAAAACUAACCAACGUUCAAAUGGCGCAUAAUAAACUAACCGUGAAAAUCUUUUUCACCAGAACCUUCACAAAUAUUCUGAAAAAUAUGGAGACCUUGAAUCUGAACUAUAACAAUUGGUACUGCGUGUGUAACUCGUUUCUAGAUUGGCUUAUGAUGAGGGGAUUUCACGAGGCGUGCUUGCUUCCGACUAUUGUCCGGGGACAGUCUGUUGCGCAGUAUCACUCGGAAAACUGCCCUCCUUUACCGACCACUACAAGAGAUCCCUAUGAUGACAUCAAAUUCGAUACAACGCCCUAUAAUUGGCAACCGGACUCUUCAAGAACAAAACAACCUAUCUAUCGUACAACAAACGAUCAUUUUAAACCCGAACCGAGCAAAUCAAGUCGCACCACAGUCUGGAAUUGGGAACAUAAGCCAACAGAAAAAGAUCAGCCGAAUCAUCGCACUACGACAGUCGAUCGUUGGGAACCCAUCCCAACAAAGACGGAACAAGCAGAUCAUAGCGAAAAGCCGUCUUCUCACCCUAAACUCGAAUUAGAUGCCUACAAUGAUGACGGGAAACUGUUACUCACGUGGACAGUGGUGCCCGUGACACCACACACGAAACUGUUCGUCCUACAGAUCCAAAACCACACAAAUGUCGUAAAAACAGAAAUUUUAGAACAAUACUCCGUAGAAUACGUUAUAUCUGACUUGGAUUUAAAUAUGAAUGGUGAUUAUGAAGUUUGCGUUCUGCUCAUGGACCAGUCUCUGCCACUUUUAGGGUGCAAGAAGGUCAAGGUCCCAGAUCUACCGGAUUACAGCGCCCUUCAUAAUGGCGAGUCGGGCUCUGUGAAUAGCACUGUUGUUGUAUUGGUAAUUGUGGUGGCUGCUCUUAUGCUGCUCAUGGUAUUGGGCGCCGUGUUCAUUAUGUGGAAGGGCCAUCGGAACAAGCUCGACGUUGACCGCCAAAAAGUACUUGGUGAGGACGCCGUCUACCAGGCAGAUGGUGCUGAGGCGGAUACGGAGACCAAUCCGAUAUAUGAGACUAGUGACGGCAUGUAUGGGUCUGCUGACCCCAAGUAACUUAUGGAUGAUUAGAUAGCCUUGUGCAAAAUCAAUUUAGUGAAACAUUUUGGCACUGAAUGCUUUCCGUGUCACCCUAGUCAAUAGUUACAGGAACGUGUACUUAAGGAACAAGGACAAGACAAAACGUUAAAUGUUUUACCUUAAAGUUGAUAUAAAUCAGACAAAUUAACCUGAUUUUAUAUUUUACUUUGAUUUUACAUUCGCU